AUGUCUUCGUGGACACCAUCAGCACUGCUGAAGAUAUUGCGAAAAGUGUUAGCGAUGCAAACCACGAGUGAACGCCUUCGGGAACCGUUUCGGGUGACCGGCGAAGUGGUCCAUGGAUUCGGUCGCGGAUCCAAACAGUUAGGUAUUCCCACCGCUAAUAUCGACCCAAAUGUGGUGCAAACCAUCGAUAAUCAGCUCAAGAGUGGUAUUUAUUACGGUUUCUGUCAAUUGGUGUCAACACCGGAGCCGGUGAUCAACGGCGAGACACAUGCGGCCAAUGGUGUGGACAGUACUCCACGACCUCUGAGUCCUAUCUAUGGGAUGGUAUGCAGUCUGGGAUGGAAUCCGCAGUUCAAUAACACCAUCCGUUCCCUCGAAGUCCAUAUUCUGAGCAAAUUCAGCGAUGAUUUCUACGGAUCCACUCUUCGUGUGGCCAUUUGUGGCUACAUUAGAGCCGAACAGAAGUUUGAAUCAUUGGAUCAGUUGAUUGAAUGCAUUCACAACGACAUCAAAGUCACGGAACAAGCGCUCGAAGAUCGCAGCCAAUGGUCGCGUGUAUUAAAUGGCGAGUUCUUCGGUAAUCAAUGA
Messenger RNA from Oppiella nova, 588 nucleotides. NCBI's taxonomy places the organism in Eukaryota, Metazoa, Arthropoda, Arachnida, Sarcoptiformes, Oppiidae. The record is from the annotation of a GenBank genome assembly.